Messenger RNA from Onychostoma macrolepis, 784 nucleotides. RefSeq lists its product as uncharacterized. The record is from RefSeq and is a predicted model, not a curated record. Gene Ontology annotation, cellular component: EKC/KEOPS complex. The transcript has 2 exons. Lineage: Eukaryota; Metazoa; Chordata; Actinopteri; Cypriniformes; Cyprinidae. The coding region runs from base 102 to 455 and encodes 117 amino acids.
UGUAAUGCAAUCUAUUCCAUUCUAUUUUAUAAAUAAUUUUUUUAGAUACUCCUUUUUUUCUUUCUUUCUUUUUUUCAUUUCAUUUAGGCAGUCCAUUUUGCAUGUUUUUUUUUGUGAGAUCUGGCAACCGAUUUACAGUGUGUAUCUGCAAUAUGGCAGCGUGCGAGCUGAAGGGAGAGCUGAAGUACCGAGAUGGACAGACAAGCCAGUUUACGGUACAAGCAGAUGGCAAUUUGAAAUCAAUGAUAACUGGCAUCAAGAAAUUAAAUGCUGAUAUAUCUGAAGUUUUGACGGCUCUUGUUGAGCAAGAAAGGGGCUCAGCGGGAAACAGCACAGCGGAUGUAGAUGGUGAAGAGGAAGAGGACAGUGACAAAGAGGAUAAUUCCACAGAAAUGGCCACCAAAAAGUCAAACUCAGAGCCUCCAAACAAGCGGAGAAAAACCUUGCGGUCAUGAUCUUCAGAACUGUUAUUGUUUUGUUAUGGCCUUUAUUACAUAAAUAUGUGUUGUUACAUUAGUACCCCCCUCCUCGGAAAAACCUUUGUCAGCCACAAUUUCAUGACUAUGUUGAGAUUUUGCCUUAAUUUGUUCCCAUUUUUAUGUAUUUCUAAGUUACUUUUCUUCAGAACUUCAGGUUCCUCUAUAAGAAGGUAUAGGUAUAACAGUGUGAAAGGACAAUUGUUUUAUCAAUACAUUUUUCCUCUUGUAAAACGUUACAAAUUGACUGGUUAUCAGUACUGUGGUUUCUUCAGCUAACAGGUGAUAAUAAACCACUGUGCAAUAAA